Molecule: messenger RNA, 2865 nt
Organism: Capronia epimyces CBS 606.96
Lineage: Eukaryota; Fungi; Ascomycota; Eurotiomycetes; Chaetothyriales; Herpotrichiellaceae
Exons: 1
Coding region: 1-2865 (954 amino acids)
Cellular component (GO): cytoplasm
Molecular function (GO): glycerophospholipase activity; metal ion binding
Source: RefSeq, a predicted model, not a curated record
AUGGCAGAGACCUCCCGAUCAUCAGGCUUCCUUGGUUCGAUAUCGGCAUGGAGCAGGAGCAGCACUCCACCUCCCAAGUCUCCUCUCCAAAAACCCAAAGAAGAUGCCCCGUCAUUGAAGCAAUCUGCCGGCCUCGACCACACCAUCAGUCUCAGGCCGUCCCCGAGUCUCCGCAGAUAUCCGAAAGACUGCCCUCCGCUCAAGACGAGAUGGUUCUACGCCGUCGACGUGCCGAAGAGAAAGCCCUUCGCUUCUGAGGCCACCCCGGAAGAGAAAGCAAAGCCACCCCCGGUCCCUAAGAAGCUGGUGCCGUUCUCUUCCAGAGACUCCCAGGCCAUUGAGAAAGCAUUUCAAAGUCUUGACAAGGGAGACUCGAGCCAAAUUGAAGCCUCGGAGCCCACGAGCACCAAAGUACCUGUCAAUGAAGACUUCUUGUACGACGUCCAUAUCGAGAAGCGUGAGUUAGAGCCGGUGUAUUGGUUGGGGCCGGUCUAUGAAGUGCGGAGAGGUAGCUGGUUCCACGCGGAUGGCUCGACUCUCAAACCUUGCGACGAGAAUCUUGCCAACCAGCUCGAAGAAGGCUAUUUGAAGGUUGCGCCGUGGAGAAGAAUGGGCAGAGCAUCCGCCCGGUCCGAUUCACGACCAAGAAGUCGACCAACUUCGGCAGUCAUCGACGACUCUUCAGCUCAAUCCCCGACCAAAGCACCUCAUUCGCAAGACGAAAAUCAUGCCGCUGGGUUAAGCACUUACCGACUCUUUGGAGCUUAUAUGAACACCACUGUAUCCUACCUCGAUGCAAGCGUCGCCUAUCUCACGACCGAUGAUCUGUUCUCUCGCAUGAGUAGCACGGUAUACGGCAGAUUUGUUGGCUAUGGAGGAUCCAAAGUCGUCCGAGGCUGGUCCGACGCUAAGCCUGUAGACACAAAGACAAGCUCCAAGGCAGCCGAUGUGACGAAUCCCAAAGAAAAGCGCAAGUCUACAAACGUGACCCCUGAGGCUGCACUAGAUACAGAUGAAACUGAUGACCAGGCCAAGUCAACUGACCAAGAAGUAACCAAGCCUCGGCGAACAGCCUUGGAACGUCAACUCUCCUCCUUGGCUGGCAUGGCCGAUCCCCAGGACUCAACCAACCUAGCUGAAGAGGAGGCCAGAGAGGAAGAAGAGCGGGAAAUGGAAGAGGCCAGAAAAAGGGACGGCGAUGACCAGGCAAGGCAAAUUGACCAUUUAGUCCUGGUCACCCAUGGCAUUGGCCAACGACUUGGCCUCCGACUCGACAGCAUCAAUUUCAUCCACGAUGUCAACACAAUGCGAAAGACCAUGAAGGCUGUCUAUGAGUCCGCCCCCGACCUACAAGCUUUGAGUGGCGACCCGAAGAAUUGCAAGAUCCAAGUCCUACCAAUCUGUUGGCGACAUCUGCUGGAUUUCCCCAGACAAAGCCUCAAGCAGAAUCGCAAGGAGUUUGAUCUUGGAGACGCCGACUCGGGACUUGACGAUGACUAUCCGUCUUUGCAAGACAUCACUGUCGAAGGAGUGCCCGCCGUACGCAAUCUGAUCACAGAUCUUGCAAUGGACGUCCUUCUUUAUCAAAGCGCGUACAGAGAACACAUCGCGUCCAUUGUACAGAAAGAGGCGACACGGGUACACCGGCUCUUCAAAGAAAGAACAGGCUUUACUGGGAAGGUCAGCUUCUGUGGCCAUUCGCUCGGCAGCGCCAUUCUGUUUGACCUGCUCUGUCGACAGGAGGAGACAGUCAAGACUCGACACCGGCGAGUCCCCAGCAAAACAUCCCGAGAACUCGGUGUUGAACAUACGGAUCUGCACUUAGACUUCGACGUGGAGAACUUCUUCUGUCUCGGCUCGCCAAUCGCUCUCUUCCAGAUGCUGAAGGGGCGGACGAUCGCCGGUCGGCAGAUGUUAGGCACGAACCCAUUCGGAGCAUCUACCCUUCCCACGUCUCCGUUUGACCCGAGCCCUUUUGGGCAAGAUCCUUUCGAUAGUACUCUGAAAUCUGGCCCGGGCGUGAACUCCAACAGUCUCAUUCCAAUCACGGUGUCGUCGCCCAAGUGUAACGAGCUGUUCAACAUCUUCCAUCCCACCGACCCUAUCGCUUAUCGAAUGGAGCCGCUCAUCUCCCUAGCAAUGGCGCAGCUCAAAUCCCAACCACUUCCGUACACCAAGAAGGGUCUGUUCGCUGCCCCUGGCAUUGGAAACAUGACCGCCAGGGUUGGCCAGCAAGUCAUGUCGAGCUGGUAUAAUCUGACGUCGGGCGUGGCAUCCAGCCUCAUCAAUAGAAGCCUGGGCAUCACAGGCGAAGAGCAAGCUUUGGCGCAAGACAAGGUUAAGGUGGCCAGUGGCAACGGUGGUGGCGAUGGGACAGGCGGCCACGCUGACAGUCAACAAAAUCCUCACCUGAAUAUCCCCGUGGCGGAUUCUAAGAAACAGCAAGACCUCGCGGAAGCUGCCAAAUCCUCGUCAUCCACUGGACAAGCGCCCACGCUGAUCGACUCGGAGAUCGAGACACUCUACUCGGGCUUCCAGAAGCGCCGGCGCUCCCGCUCGCACACAUCCACCACGGAAACAUCUGAAGACGAGGCCGCCGCGUCGACGUCUGCCGAAUACGAGCUAUCUCUGGAACGUGCCAGGAGGCUGAAGCGCGAAGAAGCCAAGGUGCGCGCCCUGAACAGCAACGGCCGCGUCGACUACCAUAUCCAGGAAGGAAUGUUUGAUGUUUCCCUGUUGGCCAGCAUUGCCAGCCACUUGAGCUACUGGGCCGAUGAGGACGUGAAUCACUUCAUGAUUGGGCAGAUGUUGAAAGGGGGCGGGCGCGAGAGAGAGCGGGAAAGGGAGCGAGGUUCCUCAUGGUAA